Clavispora lusitaniae ATCC 42720 is the source of this 453-nucleotide messenger RNA. NCBI's taxonomy places the organism in Eukaryota, Fungi, Ascomycota, Pichiomycetes, Serinales, Metschnikowiaceae. The record is from RefSeq and is a predicted model, not a curated record.
AUGCGCGGCUGGCGACUUCCGCCCGUUUCUCGAGCGCGCCGCCUGCUGGUCCACGCCCCACUUGGCCCGCUGGCUCUGCGGCGCCGUGCACAGACACCUCUUGCGCGAGUUGGCCCAGACAUACCCGCCGCCCAUGGUGGCCGAGUGCUGUGCUUUUGCCUCGAACCAGAUGCUCCAGUUCAUCAGCAACGAGCACCGCCGCCGCGGCUGGGACGCCAACAACGGCGUGUUUCGCCGCUGGUGGCUUCUUUUCUCCUUUGCGCACGAGUAUCUCGGCGUGGUGGGCGACGUCGAGGCCCUCUUGAACGAGCAGGAAUGAAGAAGCAGCGAGAUGGAUUGACAUUGGACAAGUCAGUCAUAAGGUCAUUCAGUUAUGGUCAUAAGAUUGGUCAUUCAGUUAUGGUCAUAAGAUUGGUCAUAGGAUUGGUUAUUCAGGACUGGUCAUUCAGUUAG